Fonsecaea multimorphosa CBS 102226 is the source of this 1059-nucleotide messenger RNA. RefSeq lists its product as uncharacterized. Gene Ontology annotation, biological process: fungal-type cell wall polysaccharide metabolic process. Gene Ontology annotation, cellular component: fungal-type cell wall. Bases 1 to 1059 code for a protein of 352 amino acids. The record is from RefSeq and is a predicted model, not a curated record. Lineage: Eukaryota; Fungi; Ascomycota; Eurotiomycetes; Chaetothyriales; Herpotrichiellaceae. The transcript has a single exon.
AUGAGGCCUUCAAAUCAGCUAGCAACAAUCUCUGCCCUCCUAGUAUCCCUCCUUACGACGUCUCACGCAUCAUCCACAAACUCAACCACCCCCAAACGCGGCCUCUGCUACAUCGCGACGUCCCACUCAUCCUCAGACUCUUACAUCUUCACGACGCCCCGAUCGCCCUUGACGUGGUACUACAACUACAGUCCGUGGCCCGGGCCCUCGCCAUCUUUGGAGCAAUGGAGCACGGAAUUCGUGCCCAUGGUGCACUCGGCCAGCGACGCGGCGGCGUCCGUCGACACCAUCAAGGCCGUGUUAAACGACAGCGCGGGGAUCCCCAUCUCUGGGAGAGGUGGUGGUGGCGGCAGGAACAGAAUCGCCCACGUUUUGACAUUCAACGAACCCGACGGCGACACCUCUUCGGGCGGGACCGACUCGACGCCCCAAACCGCCGCGCAGGUCUACAUCGACACGAUCCUACCCUUGCGCUCCGCACCCUGGAAUCUCCAGAUCUCUCUGCCCGCGACGACGGGCUCUCCCAGGGGUCUGGAGUGGCUCCGCUCCUUCAACGCGAGUUGCUUCAAGCUCCGACCCCAGGGAGGCUGCGAGGCCGACUUCCUCGCCGCGCACUGGUACGGCGAUUUCCCCGGCCUCACCUCCUGGCUGGGCACCUUGCACGGCCUCUACCCAGCGACACCGAUCUGGGUCACCGAGUUCGCCAUCCCCUCUGCCCCCGCGGCCACGACGGAGUCGUUUCUCACCCAAUCCCUCCCUUAUCUCGACGGGUCCCGGUACGUGGCGCGAUACGCCUGGUUCGGCGCGUUUCGGAGCAGCGGCGGAGACGCAAACGAGUGGACCGGCGAUGCGGUGAGCUUGCUCGACGGCAAGGGGAAGCUGACGGAUCUGGGCGCCGAGUAUUUGGGCGGCGAGGAGGAUGGGUUCCAUCAGGGAGAGAGCGCCAGUAGUGGCGCUGCUGGGAAAGGAAUGCCCCGGAGUAUGAUGCUGACGAUGAUGAUGUGCCUGGUACUGACCUGUACAUUCGCCACGACGGUCGGGUCGGUUGCUCUGAUCUGA